AUGUCAGACUUGCAAGACAUACUGAAUGUGAAUGCAAAGUCAUUCUUGAACGAUCAGUAUCUCAACUAUAUGUUCCACGAGAUUGAAAAGGAGGAGAGAGCACCAUUCAUUAGAGCAAUUCAAAAGGCGUUCAUCAAGCAGACGAUUGGUGCCAAUCAGAGUUAUUGCAUUGGUGACAAGGCCACUGAUGGCGUUCGUUCACUUGCCCUAAUGUUGCCGCCCCAGGUUUCCUGGCCCGAGGACCUCUGGGAGGUCUACACACAGAAGCAAGAGAAGAUCCUCCUCGGUCGAUCACUCACUGACACUUACGAUAGAUUCAUUGAGCUCGAGGAGUUCUUCUCUGAACGAUUCGAACACUUCAAUGCUAUCGAUGGAUACUACUUGUUGAUAUUGUCAACUGAUGAGACUUAUCGUGGACAGGGAUUGGCCAACAAGAUUAUGAACAUAUUGGUGGAGAAGUUGGACAGAGAACAAAAGUCAUGCUAUCUCGAGUGUACAAACUCCAAGCUAUUGACAUUCUACGAACGUUAUGGAUUCCAAGCAUUGCAGACUACAAACCUACCUAUCAUUCCAGCCAACAUCUCAUUGGAUCUCGUUCCAAAGGUUACAUUCUUUAAGCGAAUGCCCAAGCCUCUGACAUCGAAUCAAUAA
Acytostelium subglobosum LB1 is the source of this 651-nucleotide messenger RNA. RefSeq lists its product as hypothetical. The transcript is spliced from 2 exons. The record is from RefSeq and is a predicted model, not a curated record. NCBI's taxonomy places the organism in Eukaryota, Evosea, Eumycetozoa, Acytosteliales, Acytosteliaceae. Bases 1 to 651 code for a protein of 216 amino acids. Gene Ontology annotation, molecular function: acyltransferase activity, transferring groups other than amino-acyl groups.